This is a messenger RNA of Pterocles gutturalis (yellow-throated sandgrouse), 1259 nucleotides long. It is a transcript of the gene PNPLA2, whose product is annotated as patatin-like phospholipase domain containing 2. Gene Ontology annotation, biological process: lipid homeostasis; triglyceride catabolic process. Gene Ontology annotation, molecular function: triacylglycerol lipase activity. The annotation marks the transcript as partial. Gene Ontology annotation, cellular component: membrane; cytoplasm; lipid droplet. The transcript is spliced from 8 exons. The record is from RefSeq and is a predicted model, not a curated record. Lineage: Eukaryota; Metazoa; Chordata; Aves; Pterocliformes; Pteroclidae.
GUGAGGCUGGUGCCAGCAUUAUUCGAGUAUCAAAAGAAGCCCGGAAGAGGUUCUUGGGCCCGCUUCACCCAUCCUUCAACUUGGUGAAGACCAUUCGGAUGUGCCUGUCCAAGACUGUGCCAGAGAAUGGGCAUGAGGUUGCGGCAGGACGUUUGGGUAUUUCCCUGACACGUGUCUCUGAUGGAGAAAAUGUGAUACUGUCAGAUUUCAACUCCAAGGAGGAGCUGAUCCAGGCCUGUGUCUGCAGCACCUUUAUCCCUGUCUACUGUGGGCUGAUACCUCCAACCUUGCGGGGAGUGAGAUAUGUUGAUGGAGGUAUUUCUGACAACUUGCCACGAUAUGAGCUGAAGAACACAAUCACAGUGUCUCCAUUCUCAGGGGAGAGUGAUAUCUGUCCACGGGAUGGUUCCACAAACAUGCAUGAGCUGAGAUUCACCAACACAAGCAUCCAGUUCAACCUUCGCAACCUCUACCGCCUCUCCAAGGCCCUAUUUCCUCCGGAGCCUCAUGUGCUGCGGGACAUGUGCAAGCAGGGCUAUCAGGAUGCACUGCACUUCCUGAAGAAGAACGGUCUCCUUAAUCGUCCAAGUCCUGCCCGUCCUCUCCUUGCCAUAGAAGCUCCCCCAGAAGAGAAAAAAGAGGAAGAAGCAGAAGCUGAGGACCAACUCCAGGACAAUACUGCCCUUGCUGUUGUUGAAGAGCACAUCUUUGAACACCUGCCCCCCAGACUGAACCAAGCUCUUCUGGAGGCUUGUGCUGAAAGAAGAAGUUUCUUGACUGGUAUCACCAAUAUGCUGCCUAUUCGUCUGGCCACAGCAAUGCUGGUCCCCUAUAUGCUGCCUCUGGAGUCUGCAGUUUCCUUCACUGUCAGGUUGCUGGAAUGGCUUCCUGAUAUCCCUGAGGAUAUUAGAUGGAUGAGGGAGCAGAUGACUGAAAUCUGCAACUAUCUUGUGAAGAAAGCCAAGAAGAAACUGGGCAACCAUCUCUCAGCCAGGCUUUACUAUCACCUCGAACUUGGAGGGCCCCAGAGCCUGCCAAUUUCUUCUACACUGGCUUGUGCUGAAGCGCUGCCUAUGUGGAUGAGAAGCAGUCGUUCCCUGUCUGAUGUCGUGAUGAAGUGGGAUGAGUAUCAGCGCCAGCUCAUGCUGGGCUUACUCUGCAUCAACGUGGACCUGCAGGCCUCCCUCUUCCCUCGGGAAGGCCUUCAGAUAAAGCUUCCACCUCUAGACUGUGCGAAAGCGUGUCUGCCACUCUUCUGA